AUGAGGACGCCGACGGCGAUGAUCGUGGGACUGGUGCUGUGCCCCUGCGGGCUCCUGCUGACGCUCACGGGCACGCUGGCACCCAGCUGGAGGAAGGUGAGCCUCGUACCUAACCAGCCCAUGGACCUCGUCUGGGAGCAGGGCAUCUGGGACAUAUGCAGGGAGCGGCAGAGCACCCAUGACCGCCUCUGCGGGCAGGCUGACGAGCUGGGCUACUUUCAGGAGGUACCCGUGCGGGUGGCCCAAGGGCUGAUGCCCUCCUCGCUGGUGAUCACGCUCCUGGGCUUGGUGGUGGCUGCCCUGGGGGUUCGCUGCUGGCAGGAGGAGCCACGGCACCUGCUGGCUGGAGUGGCAGGGCUGGUGCUGCUUCUCUCGGGGCUGAUGAGCCUCGUGCCCGCCUCCUGGUACACCCAUGAGCUGUGGGCACUGCCCGCUGUGCCUGGCAGCACGCUGGUUGUAGGCUACAGCUUGGUGCUGAGCUACUUGGGAAGCUGUCUGGAGAUCUUGGGGGGGCUGGCCCUUUCCCUCAGCUUCCACCACUGCUGCAAGGAGCGCAGGGCCCCCAAACUGUCCCCCAGCCCUGUGGUGGAGUCUGGGCUGUGCUCCACCAUUGGGGCUUACAGCAAUCCGUGGGACGUGCUGAAGGAUGAGCAAGAUGGACAACACUGGAGGAACACUCCACCUUGUGACUCGGACUUGUAG
Messenger RNA from Myiozetetes cayanensis, 702 nucleotides. It is a transcript of the gene CLDN23, whose product is annotated as claudin 23. Lineage: Eukaryota; Metazoa; Chordata; Aves; Passeriformes; Tyrannidae. Bases 1 to 702 code for a protein of 233 amino acids. Gene Ontology annotation, cellular component: plasma membrane; bicellular tight junction. The record is from RefSeq and is a predicted model, not a curated record. Gene Ontology annotation, molecular function: structural molecule activity. The transcript has a single exon. Gene Ontology annotation, biological process: bicellular tight junction assembly; cell adhesion.